UUCCCACAAUGCCCCGGUGCGGUGCAGCCGCGGAUGGAUGCUGCGGGAAGGGGCUGCCAUUUGCUGCCCCUGCCAGCGGCGCGCGGACCUGCUCGCUCUCCCGCAGCGGCGGCCGCCGCCCGCGCCGUCAGCCGGCCGGGCCUCUGCAGCGCCGCCGCCUCGGCUCCGUCCGCGGCCGCCGGAGCGGUCGCCAUGAACCCCAGCUCCUCGGCGGGAGAGGAGAAGGGGGCGACGGGCGGCAGCAGCGGCGCCGGGAGCUGCUGCCUGGGCGCCGAGGGCGGCGCGGAGCCGCGGGGCGCGGGGGCAGCGGCGGCGGUGGGGGCCGCUGCCCUGGAAGAGCCCGCGGCCGCCGGCCCGAAGGAGAAGGACGAGGCGCUGGAGGAGAAGCUGAGGAACUUAACUUUCCGGAAGCAGGUCUCUUACAGGAAAGCCAUCUCCCGGGCAGGCCUACAGCACCUGGUUCCCGCACAUGCCCUCAGCCUCCCCGUGGCAAACGGCCCGGCGAAGGAGCCCAGAGCGACUCUGGACUGGAGCGAGAAUGCUGUGAACGGAGAGCACCUGUGGCUGGAGACCAACGUCUCAGGAGACCUGUGUUACCUGGGAGAGGAGAACUGCCAAGUCAGAUUUGCAAAAUCGGCCCUGAGGAGGAAGUGUGCGGUCUGUAAGAUCGUCGUCCACACCGCCUGCAUUGAACAGCUAGAAAAGAUUAAUUUCAGAUGUAAACCGACAUUUCGAGAAGGGGGCUCAAGAUCACCGAGAGAAAACUUUGUGCGUCAUCACUGGGUACACCGGCGUCGGCAGGAGGGAAAAUGUAAGCAGUGUGGUAAGGGCUUCCAGCAAAAAUUCUCCUUCCACAGUAAAGAGAUUGUGGCCAUCAGCUGUUCCUGGUGCAAGCAGGCGUUUCACAAUAAGGUGACCUGCUUCAUGCUGCAUCACAUUGAGGAACCCUGCUCCCUGGGGGCUCAUGCUGCUGUCAUUGUCCCGCCCACCUGGAUCAUUAAGGUGAAGAAACCUCAGAACUCGCUAAAGGCUUCGAAUCGGAAAAAGAAGAGGACCAGCUUUAAAAGGAAAGCCAGUAAAAGAGGGACAGAACAGGAAAACAAAGGUCGUCCUUUUGUGAUAAAACCUAUCUCUUCUCCUCUCAUGAAACCAUUGCUUGUGUUUGUGAACCCCAAGAGCGGAGGCAAUCAGGGAACCAAAGUCCUGCAGAUGUUCAUGUGGUACCUGAAUCCACGGCAGGUGUUCGAUCUUUCUCAGGAGGGGCCCAAAGAUGCGCUUGAGUUGUAUAGGAAAGUACCAAAUCUGCGAAUUCUGGCCUGUGGUGGGGAUGGAACGGUGGGCUGGAUCCUUUCUAUUCUGGAUGAACUACAGCUGAGCCCUCAGCCUCCCGUCGGGGUCCUUCCUCUGGGGACUGGGAACGACCUGGCCCGAACUCUCAACUGGGGAGGGGGCUACACUGAUGAACCUGUCUCUAAGAUCCUUUGCCAAGUAGAAGAUGGGACAAUUGUACAGCUAGAUCGUUGGAACCUCCAUGUGGAAAGAAACCCAGACUUGCCUCCAGAAGAACUUGAAGAUGGCGUCUGUAAGCUUCCUCUGAAUGUUUUCAAUAAUUACUUCAGCCUCGGAUUCGAUGCCCACGUCACACUGGAGUUCCAUGAAUCCAGAGAAGCAAAUCCGGAGAAAUUUAAUAGUCGUUUUCGAAAUAAAAUGUUCUAUGCAGGGGCUGCUUUUUCUGAUUUCCUACAAAGAAGUUCUAGAGAUCUAUCCAAACAUGUUAAAGUUGUUUGUGAUGGAACAGAUCUCACUCCAAAGAUUCAGGAACUGAAGUUCCAGUGUAUAGUAUUUUUAAAUAUACCCAGAUACUGUGCCGGCACAAUGCCCUGGGGGAACCCAGGAGAUCACCAUGACUUUGAACCUCAGCGUCAUGACGAUGGUUAUAUUGAAGUCAUUGGAUUCACUAUGGCCUCUUUGGCUGCCCUGCAAGUUGGGGGCCAUGGGGAAAGGCUACACCAGUGUCGGGAGGUCAUGCUGCUCACUUACAAGUCCAUCCCCAUGCAAGUGGACGGGGAGCCCUGUAGGUUGGCCCCAGCUAUGAUUCGGAUCUCCUUGAGGAAUCAAGCCAACAUGGUACAGAAGAGCAAGAGGAGAACAUCCAUGCCUUUACUCAAUGAUCCCCAGUCUGUCCCAGACCGCCUGAGGAUCCGGGUGAACAAAAUCAGUUUACAAGACUAUGAAGGAUUCCACUAUGACAAAGAGAAACUUCGGGAAGCUUCUAUCCCUCUGGGUAUUCUAGUUGUGCGUGGAGACUGUGAUUUGGAGACUUGCCGUAUGUACAUAGACCGCCUACAGGAGGACCUGCAGUCAGUUUCUUCUGGCUCCCAGAGAGUUCAUUACCAGGACCACGAGACCUCCUUCCCCAGGGCACUCUCAGCUCAGAGACUCUCACCACGGUGGUGCUUUCUAGACGCAACUUCUGCUGAUCGCUUUUACCGAAUAGACAGAUCUCAGGAACAUUUGCACUUUGUGAUGGAGAUUUCCCAAGACGAGAUUUUUAUUCUGGACCCAGAUAUGGUGUUGUCACAGCAGGCGGGGACACCUCCAGGAAUGCCCGACCUGGUCGUGGAGCAGGCCUCGGGAAUGUCCGACUGGUGGAACCCCGCGCUACGGAAGCGCAUGCUGAGCGACAGCGGGCUGGGAACCGCAACUCCAGAGUAUGACGACUCAGAUUUGAGAGAUUUCAGCCACUCUCGCGUGCUACAGUCACCAGUCUCUUCAGAAGAUCACGCAAUUUUGCAGGCAGUAAUAGCUGGUGAUCUUAUGAAGCUAAUGGAAAGCUAUAAAAAUGGAGGCAGUCUGCUAAUUCAGGGCCCGGACCACUGCUCCCUCCUUCACCACGCAGCCAAAACCGGCCACGGGGAGAUCGUGAAAUAUAUCCUGGACCACGGACCUUCUGAGUUAUUGGAUAUGGCAGACAGCGAAACGGGUGAGACCGCACUGCACAAGGCUGCCUGCCAGCGGAACCGGGCUGUGUGCCAGCUUCUGGUGGACGCGGGAGCAUCUCUGAGAAAGACGGACUCCAAGGGUAAGACACCUCAAGACAGAGCCCAGCAGGCUGGAGACCCAGAUUUGGCUGCUUACCUAGAAAGCCGCCAGAACUAUAAGAUCAUUGGCCAUGAGGACCUGGAAACUGCUGUUUGACCCUGGUAGAUCGCAAAGAGAACCUGAGCAAGUGUAUCACCUGUGCCCUCCCGGCAAUUGGGCAGCUCCCCUGGAAGAAGCUGUUGGAAUCCACAAAUAUGUCUUUCUCUGCAAGAAUCUAGCUGAGACCAUGCCACCAGUUGUUAAGGGCUACCAGACAUGCAACAGAACAUGAUAGCCCACUGAGGAAGAGGCAGGAUACCUGGAGAUUUGUGGAAUACACAUUCCACAAAAUUUGAUCCUUAUUGCUUCCAGCAAGUAGCAUGAACUGCUGUGUUCACCUGUAUAAUUUAUUUUCGAGAUUCACAGGAUGUUCAUACAAAUGGCACUGCUCCCUCCUCCACCAUGCAUUCACGAUUCCUCCGUACUACACAAUUCUACUGCAACUACCCACCAUUCCAAAAAAAAAAAAAAAUACGAUCUGCUGUCUUUACACUCAGUCUCUGAAGACCACAAGACACUCUGGAGGUCUCUGAAAGCCCUCUGGAUGUCCUACAAAAAUGCAACUGUAAAGCUGCUCCCAUUUCCAAGACGAAAUAUACCAAGACUAUUAGUGAUUCUUUGCAUGUCUCCCCUCCCUCGUCCCUUUUCAUUCUGUAGGAGCUGGGACGUGCCACAUGGAUAAUGUCUACGUGUGUGCUGUAUCUCUAAGGUAUGGCGAGGUGGCAUGGGAGGGAACCCGGGGGCUGGCCCUGGCUGCAGGGAUGUUGCUGAUUGCCACGAAGGACUGGUUCAGCUUGGGCUGUUUGCACAACCCCAUACUGCCUACGUGUAGCCAUCUUUGCCUUUUGCUGUGAUAGAGACGAGCAAAGGAUUAAAUGAAGGCCCACGGCUGGUUUGGCAGAAUCACUGGAUUUUAAGUGCUGUUGAAGUUGCUGAGCAGAAAACCAUGUGUGGGGACUGUGGUUACAGGAAAUGGAGCACUGUGACAGCAUUUGCUUCUAGACUUUCUCGAGUGAUAAUAGAAAGCAGGCUAAUUGACUUGAAAUAAAACAGCCAAUGCAAAAGUAGCAACAUAUGUCAAAAUAACUCACUUAAGCGAGAACACAGUCACUGGCAUGUUGCACGGAGGCAAAUAAGUAGAGACUCUUGGGUGUAGUGGUGAGAGGGGUCCCGUUUUAGGUUUUCCUUGUAAGUGUUUGGUUUUCAUUACCCCGAGUAAGCCUUAUCCCAAGGACAAAGCCUUGUUUUAUGAGUUCCACUGCCGGAUUUCCAGGAUGGCUGGGUCUUCCCGAUGGACGCUUCACCUUUUACUUGUCAGGGCCCAAGGUCAUGCCUGAUGGCACUGCAACCCCAUUUCUUACAUAUGGGGUAGUCUAAUUUAUUCUUUUCUCUGUUUCUCCCUACCAGGAAAUUCUUAGUAAAAACCCACUGUGGGAACCCUAACCAGAAAUGUGUCUUCUGGCAUUGGAAUUACAACUUUGAAUCCCACCGUAGAUCACUUUAUACUUACUGGUCCCUCUAGUAGAGACUCUGUGAUAACUACUAGAGCAGGAGGAAAGGGCUCCUAACUUUCAGUGAACAUGUCUACUUGACUUGGGCAGAAGUCAGAAAUGAAAGUGGGUGAUCCAGGGUUGUUUCAGACUAAAACUGAUGUCUUCUGAGCUUUCUUCCAUUUUGUUCUUAGACAUAAGCAAAGUGCUUUCCUAGCGUCUCUGCAUGUGAACAUGUAAAUGAUUGUAUUUCCACUUUCACUUUAAAGGUCCAGAGGUGACGCAUUGCUUACCUGAAUCGCAUUUUGGUCACAUAUCAUUUUGAGAGGACACAUAGGAAAACUGUAUUAAGAAGAAAUAGCUUCUCUGGGGAUGGGGGUAAAGGAUCUCUUUAGCUGUUUCAAAAUCAAAUUAUUGGUGUCAUUUCUAGCUGUGGAAGCAUAGGUUGGUUAUGAGUUAUCUAUUUCCAUCUAUCAGUGUUUGCGAUGGAAUUAUCUGUUGGGUUUUAUGCUGAGGUGAGGAAGAUGGCAGUAGAUUGUCUCCAGAAACUGGAAAAAAAUAGGCUCCAGGAGAAUUUAAUCCCUGGGCUUCAUCUGGGAGUUUUCCAGUUGGUAGGAAUGUCAAAGAGAGGUGGUGAUGACAGAAAUAUAGUCCUUGAAACAGACUGGAAUCUGGCUUUGAAUGGUGCCUUCCCUUCCCUAGAUUGAGCCAAAUAGUUGGCCACACAGUUGCUUACCCAGAUCCCAUCUCUGGGAUGAAGGACUGUUUUCACCAACUACCAUCUCCUAUUUCUUUGUGAUGUUUCAAAGCAGCCCAGAGAGAAUUUAUGGUAUAGAUGGCUACAGGCCAGUUUAAAUAGGUCCAACUGAAGUCACAGUAAAUUCCUGGUAUGAAAUAGAUAAAGUAAUGACUACUGUAGGGGUUCUUAUGCAUUUGGAAAUCACUCCAAGCUCCCCCCCCC
This is a messenger RNA of Mustela lutreola (European mink), 5592 nucleotides long. It is a transcript of the gene DGKI, whose product is annotated as diacylglycerol kinase iota. Gene Ontology annotation, cellular component: nucleus. Bases 34 to 3198 code for a protein of 1054 amino acids. Gene Ontology annotation, biological process: diacylglycerol metabolic process; lipid phosphorylation; intracellular signal transduction. NCBI's taxonomy places the organism in Eukaryota, Metazoa, Chordata, Mammalia, Carnivora, Mustelidae. Gene Ontology annotation, molecular function: ATP-dependent diacylglycerol kinase activity; protein binding. The record is from RefSeq and is a predicted model, not a curated record. The transcript is spliced from 33 exons.